AUGUUUCCAAGAGGACGCACAUAUCAUUACCCGGGUCGCAAUGCACCGGAUUCAAAUCUCAAGGGUGGCAUGUUUCCUCGGUAUGAAGGUGCAGCAAUGGGCCAGCCAAUGCCAAUUACAGCUUUGGCUUCUUCCCUUGCUAAUGCCCCUCCUGAACAGCAAAGGACAAUGUUGGGUGAGAGUUUGUAUCCACUGGUGGAUCAGUUGGAACCUGAGAAUGCUGCUAAAGUAACAGGAAUGCUUUUGGAGAUGGACCAAACAGAAGUGUUACAUUUGCUGGAGUCACCAGAUGCUUUGAAAGCAAAGUCUAGACAAAAGGCCCUGGCAGAUCUUCAGCAAAUGCAAAGCACACAUGUAGGAGUUGUCUCUGAUCAGAAUUUAUUGGAACUUCUGGAGUUAGCAAUGUCAUCAAACACAACUGAAACUGUGAAAAGAGCCAAAGAACUGAUGGAAUUGGGAGUUUACCAUAUGGUCCUCAUGUUGCAAAUGGCUACACUUAUUAUGGACAUUGUUGCUGGAACAUAUCAAGUAAUUGAAGCUAGUGCUGACUCAUUGUUUGAUGGUAGAAGGUGUAACCUUCUCAACAACAACAUUCUACUUAAGAAGGUGAGUAAUCAAGAUUAA
Lactuca saligna is the source of this 624-nucleotide messenger RNA. Lineage: Eukaryota; Viridiplantae; Streptophyta; Magnoliopsida; Asterales; Asteraceae. The record is from the annotation of a GenBank genome assembly.